Messenger RNA from Funneliformis mosseae, 243 nucleotides. Lineage: Eukaryota; Fungi; Glomeromycota; Glomeromycetes; Glomerales; Glomeraceae. The record is from the annotation of a GenBank genome assembly.
AUGCUUAAGAACAAAAACCAUUAUGUGAACUUUGAGGAACAUUUAAAAUUUGAAAUAAGCAAUGAUAUAAACAGUAACGAUGAAGAUGAAAAUGAAGAUAAUGAGCAAAUAGCUUCUAUCAAUUCUAUCAAUUUACCUAUUAGUCCUUCAAGUUUAGCAAUAGAUAUUGAUACUCUUAAUGUGGUAAAAUUGUUGAAAUCAUGUCUUCAAAGAAAUAUAUUGAUAAUAACGACGAGCAAUUAG